AUGAUGGACCAUGUCCAUGUUGAUCGUCUUGCAGCUCAAGGAGCGACUCUCAAGAGUGGCAACCUAAGAGAAGACGUAAAACUACCUCUUGGUGAAGACAUCAACGAGUGGUUGGCCACUAACACUGAAGAUUUUUACAACCAUAUUAGCGUUUUGUACUCUACUCUCGGAGAGUUCUGCACACCGGCCACUUGCCCAAUCAUGGAUGCUGGAUCCAAAGAUGAGGAUACUAUAUUUCUGCCAGUAACUGUAACUGUUUCAGCUCCUGAAUACGUUGAGUGUCUCAUGGAUUGGAUUGGAACUCAGAUCGAUGACGAAACCAUCUUUCCGCGAAAAACUGAAGCACCAUUCCCACCAUACUUCAAGGAUUUUGUGAAGCGGAUUUUGAAGGGAAUGUAUCGUGUUUAUGCACACAUCUAUCGUUCUCACUUUAAGAAGAUUGUGCAUCUCAAGGCAGAAGCUCAUCUCAACACAUGCUUCGAGAACUUGGUUUUCUUCGUAACUGAGUUCCAGGUGGUUGAUAAAAUAGAGAUGGAUUCUCUCAAAGAGCUCGUGGAGAAGAUUCUUGAUCCAUAG
Messenger RNA from Microthlaspi erraticum, 576 nucleotides. Lineage: Eukaryota; Viridiplantae; Streptophyta; Magnoliopsida; Brassicales; Brassicaceae. The record is from the annotation of a GenBank genome assembly.